This is a messenger RNA of Culex pipiens pallens (northern house mosquito), 528 nucleotides long. Its product is annotated as protein N-terminal asparagine amidohydrolase-like. Gene Ontology annotation, biological process: ubiquitin-dependent protein catabolic process. Lineage: Eukaryota; Metazoa; Arthropoda; Insecta; Diptera; Culicidae. The transcript has 3 exons. The record is from RefSeq and is a predicted model, not a curated record. Bases 61 to 513 code for a protein of 150 amino acids. Gene Ontology annotation, cellular component: nucleus. Gene Ontology annotation, molecular function: protein-N-terminal asparagine amidohydrolase activity.
UUUUCUUUCAACUUUUAUUUUUCAGACCCCCAGCUGAGCUGCGACUUCCGGCGUACGGCCAUGGUGCUGGUGCUGAAUGGCGUCCUGCAGGACGAGUGCCCCAUGGACACACACUCGCUGUUUGUGCAGCAUCCGGUUUACCGGGAAACGGCCACACAGUUCCUGUCGAUUCCGACGAAAACGGUCGGUGCUCCAGGACUUUUGUACGUUUGUCAGCGGGAACUGGCCGCGGUGGCACCACACGACAAAAAUGUCAACAUUAUCGGGUCAGACGACGCGACCACGUGCGUGAUUGUGGUGGUGCGGCAUUCAGGUUCCGGUGCGGUGGCCCUUGCCCACCUGGACGGAAAUGGCACCGACGAGGCCGUGUCCACGAUGGUUGCCCGCGUUCAGGAACUCGCCUUCGGCUAUCCGGAGGGACGCAUCGAGCUGCAGUUGAUCGGUGGCUUCAAGGACACCCAGGGUUACGCGGAGGACCUUUUUAGCAACAUUAUGCGUGAGUAUUUGUCUUAAGGUCAUGUUAUGAUU